AUGGACCGCCGUCCGCCUCCCGGCUAUAGCUUGCCGCCGUACGACGACGAGCUCGAUUCGCCCACCUCGCCCACCCAUGGAGCUGCCGCCGUCAGAUUGUUGACAUCCGUGGAGGAGUCCGUAGACAGAGACAGAGACAGAGACAGACCGUACGUAACACCAUCGUCGCCAGUGGCAACACCAGCAUUCCUAAAUAUGUCGUCCUCGUCCAUAUCCAUAUCGACAGCGUCUUUGCAACCCAAGGACGCAUCGAAACACCAAGGAUCCAACCCCGAGACGUCCACCAUGGCUUUCGACGAGUGUCCAGCAGCCGCAUCGAGCUUGGAGACCAAGCAAGAGCCGGAAAUGCAAGCAGCAACCGCGGCGGAUGAUCCUCCUCCUUCCCCUUCAGUUCACCACCCCCUCCCCUUUCUUGACGUUAAUGUCCCCCCUCCCCUCUACAUCAAACAGGUUCGCAAGAACAACACUGCAAAGUUGCACAGUCCAAAGAGUUCAGUGCUCAAUGACUCCCCAAAUCUCGCCGAGGCUCUGCCAACUAUCCCGGAGGGACCA
Trichoderma virens Gv29-8 is the source of this 552-nucleotide messenger RNA. RefSeq lists its product as uncharacterized. Lineage: Eukaryota; Fungi; Ascomycota; Sordariomycetes; Hypocreales; Hypocreaceae. The transcript has a single exon. The record is from RefSeq and is a predicted model, not a curated record. The annotation marks the transcript as partial.